GCUCUCUGACAAAGUGGAUGUAAACUACAUAACAAUGUUCAUUUUUCAAGGCUGGAGAUGAUAAAACGAUAUUUGGUACAUCCAUUUUGUCAGAGGGCAAUAAUGCGCGGCAGCAUUUUGCGAUUAUAGUUUUGAGUCGUGUCCUCUCUCAGAUUUCUCUCUCUUAUAACACACAGACAUAACCUGAAAUUUAAAUUUUAGAUGCACGUCAAACAUGCUGGGAUUGCACAGGAAAUCUUUAAUGCGCCACUAUCACUCAGCUCAAGGAAGUGAAGGCCCCGAGUGGUUUUUUUAUCCUUUCGGGUGGAUAAAAUAGAAAUCUGAACGUUCCACCUAAACGCUCAAUAAAGGAAACUGAACACUUUCUGGGGGUGUCCGGGAGAGGAAUUUGAACGCAGUCUUGUAUUUUUCUACCAUGGACUUUAUAUUAUGCUAGAUAGUAGAGUGUCUUCGGUAAUUCGCCGGGAAGAUUUCGAACGUAUUUUUAUUACACGUCUUUAAUAUUACUCCGUCAGUGCUGAGACGUGUAUUUAUCUUAAUUUAUCGUAUACAUGACAUUUCAUCGUUCAUUGACGCUAUCAUCACACAAAAUGCUGGCGUUGGAGCGUAUACCUGAUCAAAUUGGAUAUUUAGUAUUAACUGAGGAUGGUGCUGUAUUAACAUCUGGAGGAGAUUUAGAAAAUGAUGAAAGAGUGGCAAAUAUUAUCACUAGUUUAAUAACAUUGACAAGUAAAGUUGAUCCUAAAGCAUUUCCAUUGCAUGAUCCUUUUGAAAAGAUAUCAAUCAAAUAUAAGGAUCAUUGUUACAUCGUGUGUCUCUCCAAUAAGAAGAUUUACGUAGUGAAGAGAAAACUGCUAUCUCAGACUACAGCGAUCGUCGAACAGCAGUCUAUCAUCGAUGUUUAGAUAUAAUAAUAAACCUAAUAAUAAAGCCUACAAAACAAUAAA
Molecule: messenger RNA, 947 nt
Organism: Acromyrmex echinatior (Panamanian leafcutter ant)
Lineage: Eukaryota; Metazoa; Arthropoda; Insecta; Hymenoptera; Formicidae
Gene: Lamtor4
Product: Late endosomal/lysosomal adaptor, MAPK and MTOR activator 4
Biological process (GO): cellular response to amino acid stimulus; positive regulation of TOR signaling
Cellular component (GO): lysosome; Ragulator complex
Molecular function (GO): guanyl-nucleotide exchange factor activity
Source: RefSeq, a predicted model, not a curated record